AUGGCCUAUCCGCAACGUCCCGCGCAGAGGCCGCCGCCUCUCAGGCAGUACGACAAUCCGCCCUCUGCCCCAGCCGCAGCCCCGGGCUACCCACAAGAUGGUUACUUUGGCCAAGGAUAUGGCGACGGUGGUUAUGGCGCGGAUCAUCAGUACGGCGACGCAGGCUAUGAAGAUGCGGCUUACAGCCAGCGCUCUGGCUCUUCGGCCUCGUAUCGAUCCCAACCACGACCGAUGCGCCCGCCGGGACCCCCGGCCCCAGGCUACGGCCGACCCCCGAAUGGAUAUGAUAGUCGACGCGGACAUCCUCGCGAUAGACCACCGCCGCAGAAGCGGUCAAGGCCUCGCCGUCCGGGCCCAGGCGAGAACCUCGAUAAUCCGUUCCCCUCGUUCCCCCCCAAAGACCGCCGCGCUCCUCCGCCGCGAGGCUUAGAGAAGAGCAUGGCCACCAUGGAUAUCAAUGGCCGAGGCCCUCCUCAGCCACAUACUUCGAAUGGAAGGCGACCGGAUAUGCGACAUCCGCCCCCGCGCGGGCCACCACCGAGCCGGGGCCGAGGUGGUUAUUAUCCUGCAGGCCCCGUACGGUCCGCGAGUGCAGGGAGGCCGGAUCGGCCUGAAAGGUCGUACACAGACCCAAAUGGCCCUUUCAUGCCACCUCCGAGUCGAAGCGCAACCAUGCCGGUGUCCGGAGAUCCACCUAGGGCUCCUUUGUACCCGGGACAAUCGACGUAUCAAGACCCUGGUUACCCGCUCCCUGCCAUUGGUGACAUGCCGCCGCGCCCUAGCACUGCUGGUGGGCUGCGGUCAGGGCGGCCCCGCGGAAAUGAGCGCGAUCCGACGUUGAUGAUGCCCCCUCCCCCCGAUCCACCCAACCGUGUGUCAUAUGCGCCUAAAGACUUCCUGGAUAGCUAUUAUGACUCGCAUGAUGAACCCGACAUGCCCAAUUUCGAUGCUAUGCCGACAUCUGGGCGGAUGGGGCCAAUCGAUGAGAUGGGACUGGACACACCCGCGCCGCGCUCUCAGUCUCAUCCCGAUUUGCGAAAAGGCAACACACCCAAUCAGUUCGAGAAUGCGGGCUUCCAGUUUGAUAUCCCCGGCGAGCCUUCUCCCGUCGCUGCGUUCCAACAGGACCAGGGGUCAGACCCCCAGCAGAACCCCGAUGCCUUGCCACACCAUCCAGUUCCUUUCCGACCCGGCCAUGAUCAAUCAUCAAGACCCGCUCCGGUACGACAAUAUGCCAAUGCUGCAAAUCCAGCUCAAGCUCCUGCAGCUCCCCAGCCGAUGCCGCCCGGCGAAAUGGGACCCACGCCUGUCACGCACGAAGAACUGCAACGGCUACAGCAGCAGGUGCGAAGCAAUCCCUCAGACCAAAAGACACAGCUUCUUCUCGCCAAGAAACUGGCCGAGGCAGCUACGGUGCUGGUGGGUGACAACAGCCGACUCGACCCUAGAACUAAAGCCAAGGCCAAGGAAAAGUAUGUACUGGAUGCAUAUAAGAUUGUGAAAAAGCUUGUGUCGAUCGCAAACCCGGAUGCGCAGUUCUACUUGGCCGACUGCUACGGUGAAGGUCUACUAGGACUGGAAGUUGACCCCAAAGAGGCGUUCCAGCUGUAUCAGUCCGCCGCCAAACAGGGCCACGCGCAGUCCGCCUACCGUGUCGCUGUCUGCUGCGAGAUCGGCCAGGAAGACGGUGGCGGAACUAAACGAGACCCCUUUAAAGCCGUUCACUGGUAUAAGCGCGCCGCGGCACUGGGCGAUACUCCGGCCAUGUACAAGAUGGGCAUGAUUUCGCUGAAGGGCCUGUUAGGGCAGGCCCGCAGUCCCCGAGAGGGUGUCUCGUGGCUCAAACGGGCGGCCGAACGCGCCGACGAAGAGAACCCGCACGCCCUCCACGAACUGGCGUUGAUGUACCAAAAUGCCAGCGGCAACGACAUCGUCGUCCGCGAUGAACAGUAUGCUUGCCAGCUCUUCCACCAGGCGGCGGACUUGGGUUACAAAUUCUCCCAGUUCCGGCUCGGUACCGCUUAUGAAUAUGGCUUAAUGGGAUGCCCUGUCGACAACCGCAUCAGUAUUAUAUGGUACACGCGAGCUGCGGCCCAGGGUGAACACCAGAGUGAACUCGCCCUUAGCGGCUGGUACCUAACCGGGUCCGAGGGCAUUCUGCAGCAGAACGACACCGAGGCAUACCUGUGGGCCCGCAAAUCUGCCACGGCUGGUCUGGCCAAGGCCGAGUAUGCCAUGGGAUACUUCACUGAAGUCGGCAUUGGUAUUGCCGCUAACCUGGAAGAUGCAAAACGAUGGUACUGGCGUGCAGCAGCCCAAGGAUUCCCCAAGGCCCGGGAACGUCUCGAGGAUCUCAAGAGGGGUGGAGGCCGCAUGCAGAAGACCCGUCUCUCGCGCUCUGCCGUCAGCAAGCAGAGCGACGGAGACUGUGUUGUUAUGUAA
This is a messenger RNA of Penicillium alfredii, 2442 nucleotides long. RefSeq lists its product as uncharacterized. NCBI's taxonomy places the organism in Eukaryota, Fungi, Ascomycota, Eurotiomycetes, Eurotiales, Aspergillaceae. The coding region runs from base 1 to 2442 and encodes 813 amino acids. Gene Ontology annotation, molecular function: protein binding. The record is from RefSeq and is a predicted model, not a curated record. The transcript is spliced from 3 exons.